AUGCCGCAGGGCGCACGUCUGCUGCUGCUGGCGCAGGCCAGCAGUUCCGCCACGCUGCAGGGAGCAACACCGCCGCUGAUGCAUCUGGCGGGCUGCUUGGCGAGGACCGCUGGGCGCACGUCUGCUGCUGCUGGCGCAGGCCAGCAGUUCCGCCACGCUGCAGUGAGCAACACCGCCGCUGAUGCAUCUGGCGGGCUGCUUGGCGAGACCGCUGGGCUGACGUCUGCUGCUGCUGGCGCAGGCCAGCAGUUCCGCCACGCUGCAGGGAGCAACACCGCCGCUGCUGCAUCUGGCGGGCUGCUUGGCGAGACCGCUGGGCUGACGUCUGCUGCUGCUGGCGCAGGCCAGCAGUUCCGCCACACUGCAGGGAGCAACACCGCCGCUGAUGCAUCUGGCGGGCUGCUUGGCGAGACCGCUGGGCUGACGUCUGCUGCUGCUGGCGCAGGCCAGCAGUUCCGCCACGCUGCAAGGAGCAACACCGCCGCUGAUGCAUCUGGCGGGCUGCUUGGCGAGACCGCUGGGCUGACGUCUGCUGCUGCUGGCGCAGGCCAGCAGUUCCGCCACGCUGCAGGGAGCAACACCGCCGCUGCUGCAUCUGGCGGGCUGCUUGGCGAGACCAGCGGCAUGCCGCGAAUCAAGCCACGUUAG
Closterium sp. Naga37s-1 is the source of this 648-nucleotide messenger RNA. The record is from the annotation of a GenBank genome assembly. NCBI's taxonomy places the organism in Eukaryota, Viridiplantae, Streptophyta, Zygnematophyceae, Desmidiales, Closteriaceae.